CUAACCUAUCAUUUGCAACAAGACAAUGGCCAUGAAAAUUCUCUCGGUGUGCGUGUCUCAACUUGCCUUAUUGUUCCUUCUCUUGAACUUGGCAAAUGGUCAAGGCCUCAAGCUUGGUUUCUAUAACAAGAUAUGUCCCCAAGCAGAACAAAUAAUUCAGAAGACAAUAGCAAGAUAUGUCCUGAGAGCACCCACACUUGCAGCACCAUUACUAAGGAUGCAUUUCCAUGACUGUUUUGUUAGGGGGUGUGAUGCUUCCUUGCUGUUGAACUCCACCAAAGGUAAUACUGCCGAGAAGGACCACCCCUCCAAUCUGAGUCUCAGAGGGUUUUACAUUUUCGACGCUGUGAAGGAGGCGGUCGAGAAAGUCUGUCCCGGCGUUGUCUCCUGUGCUGACAUUGUUGCACUAGCAGCAAGAGACGCAGUCUCCUUGAUUCAUGGACCAACAUGGGAUGUUCCAACGGGUAGAAGAGAUGGGCGCGUAUCAAAAAUCUCAGAUAUAUUGAGCAAUUCGCCUUCUCCCUUCAUGAACAUUACUCAAUUGAAGCAGAUGUUCUCUGCAAAGGGUCUUGACUCGAAGGACCUCGCCGUCUUAUCAGGUGGCCACACAAUUGGGAAUUCUCACUGUACGGGUUUCUCUUAUCGUAUCUACAGCUUCACAGGCAAGGGCGACACCGACCCUGCAUUGGAUUCGAAAUACAUCCCCAAACUCAAAGCGAAAUGCAAGCCAGGUGACACCACCACCCUCGUUGAGAUGGACCCUGGAAGCUUCAGGACCUUUGAUACCCACUACUACUCUCUGAUCCAGAAGAGGAGGGGUCUCUUCGUGAGCGACUCCGCUUUGCUAAACGACCCUGUAACCAAUGCUUAUAUCACCACCGCGGUCGCCUCUCCUGCCACUUUCUUUAAGGACUUUGCAGCCUCAAUGGUUAAGAUGGGCAAAGUUGGGGUUUUGACUGGAAAUGCUGGAGAAAUCAGGAAGGUAUGCUACAAAAUUAACUAAGGCCUACUCCCCCAUUUCUGAAUUUCUCUGGGGAUUUUAUUUUUGAUUGCAAGGUUCAUUCUCUUUUCUAUGUCUGUUUUGUGGCUUUGUAUUUUGAAGUUGCUUGAUGUUAUGGUAGCUGGCUUCUUGUUUGGAAGGGUCCGAUUUUGCAGAUGUAACCAUUCAUUCUGAAUCAAGAAGAUCCUUCUGUUUCAUGUGAUA
Molecule: messenger RNA, 1204 nt
Organism: Amborella trichopoda
Lineage: Eukaryota; Viridiplantae; Streptophyta; Magnoliopsida; Amborellales; Amborellaceae
Product: peroxidase 27
Biological process (GO): response to oxidative stress; hydrogen peroxide catabolic process
Molecular function (GO): heme binding; peroxidase activity
Source: RefSeq, a predicted model, not a curated record